Chara braunii is the source of this 1247-nucleotide messenger RNA. NCBI's taxonomy places the organism in Eukaryota, Viridiplantae, Streptophyta, Charophyceae, Charales, Characeae. The record is from the annotation of a GenBank genome assembly.
GGGUCCCCUCACGAAUCUCUUGAAAAAGGAUCAACCGUUGAUUUGGACGCCAGACUGUGAUCAAGCGUUUUCGAAACUCAAGGCAACCCUUAUGUCGGCUCCAGUCCUUAUAAGGCCGGAUCCUGAAAAGCCUUUUGUCCUCAUCACGGACUGGCAAUCAGAGGCAAUCUCAGCGAUCUUGGCCCAGGUGGGACCAGGCGGACUCGAAUGCGAGGUGGAAUACUCGUCUAAGUCGGUGCCUGCCUGCAAGUGCAAUAACGCCGCCCCGACAGGAGAAUGCUAUGCGGCUCUGUGGGGGAUUAUGGAGGUGACAUGGACGAGGAUCGACGAGCAUCAGCCGUGUAUUGAGUACCUGGAGCUGCUGAUUGUCCAGGUUUGGAGAACGGAUGUAGAGGGCGAUCUUCUCGGUUUUCUUUUCGGAUCGGUGCGACCAGGCCAUCGUCAGCUAAUUGCCCAAGAACUCGUCAUCCCGCUCGCGCAACUGGUCGACUACCUCUCUCUCGAUAUUGUUUCGCAAAGUGACGAGAGACCGGCUCCGCACGUCCUUACGCGGACAUUGGCACUGUAUCUUCAGUGGACUGCAUGCUUGGAGGAACCGGGGAGUGAAAGCACCCUGCCAUCGCGGCAAGAGUACUUGAAGCCGUCCGGAAUCAUCAAUCUCGCCUUCUAUCCGAAGCAAGAGGAGGCAGGAGAAGAAGAAGCCACCGAAGAAGAGGACGACGCCGAAGACGAAACGUCGGAGGAAGGGAGUUAUAGUGAGCACAGCGAAGGGGAGCAGAGUGUAGAAGAGGAAGAAGACGACGAAGAAGAAGAAGAGGAGGAAGCCGGAUUGGAGUGGGAAGCCUUGCCGGAAGAAGUGGCGAGCACAGGCACAAAGGCGGAAGAUCCCGAGGCGGCACGUAAGAGGGAAGAGAUCGCCGCCGGAAAAAGCCAACUGGAGUUCGCCAGCGAGGCGAACCUGUGCAUCAACGACGAUCCGACCCGGGAUCUAGAGCCCCCCAAGCCCGAAGAUGGCGACCCAGCAACCGCGGCUCCGAGCGCAUCGCGACGGAGACGAAGCCGAUCCCCCUCCCCCUCCACCUCAGCCCGUCCCUCUGUUCGUCCACGUACCGAUGCGGGCGAUCGGCCUUCGUCCCCGGUCAUUAUCCCGCUGUCCCCUUGAUUACCUCACCUUCUGUCAGAUCUCUACCCCCGUCACCUUCACUGGCAACCCCUUCCCCUCCAAUACCUUCCGUCACUUUUACUCC